AGUGACUGAGCGAGAGGCAGGAGAGGGAGGAAGCCUUUCAGUAGAUGACCGAGACACAGAGGGAGGAGGAGAGAGAGAGAGAGAGAAUCCACAGGACGUGAGUGCCGGCAGCAGAGGAGGAGGAGGGGGGGAGCUUCCAGACUGGAUGACUGGAUGGGCCCAGCAAUGCCUUGAUGGAGCAUGGGCCAGGUUUUAGGAUUCUCCCACUGCCAGGAAUAUGGCUCCGUGGCAUCCACUCCAGACUCAACUCCUCCCUGCACUGAUGGUGGAAAUGAGGAGUCAGAGAUGUAUGAGCUGCAAACGGCCAGGGAGUGGUCCGACGAUGAUGACGGGGGCGAUGGAGAUCCAGAUGAUGAUGAUGAGGGACUGGCUUCAUCCCCGUCCAUUUGGGGCACACCGCGUCAGAACUCCUUCGAGCAGACUUUCUCCUACAUCGCUAUUGCCGAGGCUGAAGCAGUGGGCACCUCUAGACUCCUCCGCGAUCGACGCAGGGCUGGUUCUCGAGGAAGUCGCACUCCUCUGAGCCGCACGGACACCCUGGAAACACUGUUGGACUCCCCUGAUGUAGACUGGGAUCCUCAACCAUUCCUCAGUAGAGAGGAAGAAGAGGAAACGUCAGAAAGCAGAGAGCAUGAGAGAGUUGAGACGAGGACAGAAAGUGCUGGAGAAAGAAGGGAAAGGGAGCAACAAAGACAAACUGAAACUAUUACAAUUCAGCCCUCUCCCCAAAACCUGGACCCAGAACCUCAAGGGAGCGAUGAAGGAGUUCAAAGAGAGGAGAGUGUUAACGAGAGUGUGGAGAAUUCCCCUUCCAUCCUGUCAUCCCUGCAGCAGAGCCCCUCACAGAUACUUCAGACAGCAGCAGCUGAGCCAGUAUCUCCCGUUGCCAGGGAAACCAUUUCAGUCAAGCUUCUCACAUCUGUGCGACCGGGAGACCCAGCGUCAUAUUCGCCGCCUGCCAUUGGCCUAAACACUCAGGAACAACUGGUCAGAGAUCACUGGUUUUCAGCACUUAACCUAACAGAGGACUGGACAGCAUGCACACACAUAGCAGUGAUGGACUUGAUCUACUGGAAGGACACGGAGCGGAGUGGCAUGGUGCUCACAGGGUUAGUGGUGGGAUUGCUGUCCCUGUUCCAGCUCAGCAUCAUCACUGUGGUCUCCACAGUCUCCCUGGCUAUCAUGUGCUUCACCAUCUCAGUACGGAUCUACUACCAACUCCUCUACAUCCUCAGCUGGGGUGAUGGAGAGCAUCCGUUCAAGUCUUAUUUGGACUUGGACAUCAGCUUCAGUGGAGAGCAGGCUGACCUUUAUAUGCAGAAACUCAUUGUGAUGACUCUGUCAGCUGUUGACACUCUGAAGAGACUCUUUUUUGUUGGCAACCUUUUUGAAUCCCUCAAGUUCCUGUUUCUGAUGUACCUUGUGACAUACCUGGGAGACCUGUGCAAUGGCCUUACUUUGCUCAUCAUCAGUGUGAUCGCUGUCUUUUCUCUGCCCCUUUUUUAUAGACGACGUCAGGAGCAGGUUGAUGGCGUUAUUGCAAAAAUCCAGGCCCACAUUUACAACAUCAAGGACAUUCUUCAAAGACUUGUCCAGGGUGGUGGCCCUCCUCCUGAUCCAACUCCUGGUGGUGCCAAACCCAAAACCCAGUAAUCACUCAUGGACAGCAACUUAAAGAGAAGCUACAAGAGUUACAGACUGUCACUCAGAUGUCUUACAUGGCAGUCUGUGCUCAGAGCUCCACAGAACAGAGCUCCAGAAACUGGGGAAGGGAAGGAAAGGGAGGUUAUUUAAAUAAAUGAUGAGGAGGACUACGCAUGGUACUUCACACUAACUGUAUCCAAGUUAUAGGGGUUAGAGGAUGGGGCUGAGAUGAUUCUGCUUCAUGGUGAAAUGAAGGUGUAUGAAUCCUGGAUAGGACUCUUGCUGCUGGUGUCGAAGACGAAGAGAUUCUGCAGCGCAGGUGAUUGCGCAUGACCAUCUUUGGAAAUAUUGUUUUUGACAUGUAAAAAUAAUUCAAAAAGUGUCUUAAAUUGAGCUGUAGUCCAAAAUGAGGUACAAGACCAUAAAAGGGAAGUUCCCACGCUGACAGCUACACGCCUGAGUAAAGGGAAUCGAGUCGUUGAGAGGAUUUGUGCGAGAGGACUAAUACAGGGGUCAACACAGAUCACGGCAGCAUAAAACUGGCAAUUAAAGAUGUGUGUGAAAUCACAUGUACAUUUCUCCAUGCAUAUUCAUUCACAUGACUGUUUAUCUGUGUGUAUGCAGGUGUGUAUGGACGUUUCUGUGUGUGUGUGUGUGCAUGUAUGCGAGUAACUGACAUAGAGCUUGCUCAAACAAAACUGUUACCCAGCAAUUAAAGUCACAUUUCUUAAUUUUCCAAAA
Messenger RNA from Oreochromis aureus, 2385 nucleotides. It is a transcript of the gene rtn2a, whose product is annotated as reticulon 2a. The transcript has 10 exons. The record is from RefSeq and is a predicted model, not a curated record. Bases 181 to 1653 code for a protein of 490 amino acids. NCBI's taxonomy places the organism in Eukaryota, Metazoa, Chordata, Actinopteri, Cichliformes, Cichlidae.